Molecule: messenger RNA, 1926 nt
Organism: Ostertagia ostertagi
Lineage: Eukaryota; Metazoa; Nematoda; Chromadorea; Rhabditida; Trichostrongylidae
Source: the annotation of a GenBank genome assembly
AUGAUAAUACUCAGUUGGGAUGUUACCUGGCUGAGUAUCGUAAUCCUCGCCUCGCUAGGCGAGGCGCUCGAAGUGUACACCAAUCACUUCCAUGUACACACCAAGGAACCCGGUCUAGAGAACGCGCACAAAAUCGCCAAGAGACACGGUUUCAUUAACAGAGGAUCGGUUCUCGGCUCUGAGCACGAAUUCCAUUUCGUGCAACCGGCACUUUCACAUGCCAGGACAAAACGAUCAAUUGGCCAUCACGCAAAACUACACAACGACGAUGACGUGGCUCACGUCGAACAGCUCACCGGAUACAAACGCAUCAAGCGGGGAUACAGACCGCUGGCCGAACGUCUGCAGAGUCAGUUCGACUUUUCUUCUGUACAAUCCCCCACCGAUCCUCUCUACAAUUAUCAGUGGUACCUGAAAAACACCGGCCAAGCUGGUGGUAAGGCACGACUCGAUCUGAAUGUGGAGAAGGCGUGGGCAUUGGGCUUUACUGGUAAAAACAUCACAACGGCUAUUAUGGACGAUGGUGUUGACUACAUGCAUCCAGACAUCAAGAACAACUUUAAUGCCGAGGCCAGCUACGACUUCUCGUCCAACGAUCCGUUCCCAUAUCCAAGAUACACCGACGACUGGUUCAAUUCACAUGGCACAAGAUGUGCCGGCGAAAUCGCAGCCGCUCGUGACAACGGGGUUUGCGGUGUGGGAGUGGCGUACGACAGCAAGGUGGCCGGAAUUCGAAUGCUCGAUCAGCCGUACAUGACCGAUCUGAUUGAGGCCAACUCAAUGGGUCAUGAGCCGAACAAGAUCCACAUCUAUUCGGCUAGUUGGGGACCAACGGACGACGGAAAAACGGUUGACGGACCUCGAAAUGCUACAAUGAGAGCUAUCGUGAAGGGUGUCAACGAGGGUCGUGACGGACUCGGCUCAAUAUUCGUAUGGGCGUCUGGAGACGGUGGUGAAGACGACGACUGCAACUGCGACGGCUAUGCGGCGUCAAUGUGGACCAUUUCCAUUAACAGCGCCAUCAACAACGGGGAAAAUGCUCACUACGACGAGUCAUGCUCGUCGACACUUGCAUCCACAUUCUCGAACGGAGGACGAAAUCCCGAAACGGGUGUUGCCACCACUGACCUGUACGGCCGAUGCACACGAUCGCAUUCGGGCACGUCUGCCGCUGCUCCGGAAGCCGCCGGCGCGAUCUCCAACACUCUAACAGUGCUCACAUCCACACGAAAUUCGCUAUUCGAUGGGCGAUGCAGAGAUCUACCCGACCUGGGACUCACGACAAACGACAAUCAUAAGAAGAACGCUGAUGACAACUGCACGCACUUCGAAUGGCAAAUGAAUGGAGUCGGACUGGAAUACAAUCACUUGUUCGGCUUCGGUGUUCUCGACGCAGCUGAAAUGGUGAUGCUUGCAAUGGUAUGGAAAACGGCUCCACCACGUUACCACUGCACUGCGGGCACCAUCGACACACCACAUGAAAUCCCGGAGGACGGCAAUUUGAUUCUGGAACUGGACACGGACGCCUGUUUGGGUACAGCCACCGAAGUCAGAUAUCUGGAACAUGUACAGGCCGUGGUCUCGUUCAAUUCGACUCGGCGAGGUGACACCACCCUCUAUCUCGUUUCGCCGAUGGGAACACGAACGAUGAUUCUUUCUCGACGCCCGAAGGAUGACGACUCCAAAGACGGUUUCACCAACUGGCCUUUCAUGACCACGCACACAUGGGGCGAGAAUCCUAUCGGAAAAUGGAGACUUAUCGCCAGAUUCCAAGGUCCCGGAAAACAUCGUGGUACACUGAAGAAAUUCUCCCUGAUGUUGCACGGCACCAAGGAGCCUCCAUAUGCCGGAAUCGAGCCUUCUGCUUGGUCAUGUGAACUCGAAACUGCAAGUGGUGCAGACCGCCCACAAGAGAAUCUCACCAUG